Peromyscus eremicus (cactus mouse) is the source of this 1641-nucleotide messenger RNA. It is a transcript of the gene Lag3, whose product is annotated as lymphocyte activating 3. The record is from RefSeq and is a predicted model, not a curated record. The transcript has 8 exons. Gene Ontology annotation, molecular function: transmembrane signaling receptor activity; MHC class II protein binding. The coding region runs from base 1 to 1572 and encodes 523 amino acids. NCBI's taxonomy places the organism in Eukaryota, Metazoa, Chordata, Mammalia, Rodentia, Cricetidae.
AUGAGGGAGGCUCUGCUCCGAGGCCUAUUGCUUCUGCGGCUGCUCUGGGAAGCUCCAGUCGUGGCUUCAGAGCCUGGAAAAGAGGACUCCGUGGUGUGGGCCCAGGAGGGCACUCCUGUCCAGCUUCCUUGCGGCCCUCAAUUCCCCCACAGGAAUCUCAGCUUUCUGCGAAGAGGAGGGGUUACUUGGCAACAUCAACCAGAUGGUGGCCAACCCGCUCCCACCCCUGCCUUUGACCUCAAGGGGAUGCCCUCGCCUGGGAGGCCUGCACCCCAUCAUCCCUACACGAUCCUGAGCGUGGCUCCAGGAGGCCUGCGCAGCGGGAGGCUGCCCAUGCAUCCCCGCGUGCGGCUGGAGGAGCGCGGCCUCCAGCGCGGGGACUUCUCGCUGUGGUUGCGCCCAGCCCUGCGCGCCGACGCUGGCGGGUACCACGCCGUGGUGCGCUUCCCGCACCGCACCCUCUCCUGCCAUCUCCGCCUGCGCGUCGGCCAGGCCUCGAUGAUCGCCUAUCCCCCAGGACCCCUCAGGCCAUCUGAUUGGGUCGUUUUGAACUGCUCCUUCAGUCGCCCUGACCGCCCAGUCUCAGUGCACUGGUUCCAGGGCCAGAGCCGAGUUCCUGUCCACAAGUCCUCCCAUCGCUACUUAGCUGAAAGUUUCCUCUUUCUGCCCCAAGUCCGUCCCCUGGACUCUGGGAUCUGGCGCUGUGUCCUCACCUACAGAGAUGGCUUCAAUGUCUCCAUUACAUACAACCUCAAGGUUCUGGGUCUAGAGCCCCUGGCUCCUUUGACGGUGUACGCUGCUGCAGGUUCUAGGGUGGUGCUGCCUUGUCACUUGCCCCCUGGUGUGGGGACCUCUUCUUCACUCAUGGCCAAGUGGACUCCUCCUGGGGGAGGCCCUGAGCGCCUGGUGGCCGGAAAGAAUGGCAAUUUUACCCUUCAACUUGAGGCCGUGGGUCUGGAGCAGGCUGGGACCUACAGCUGUGGCAUCAACCUGCAGGGACAGUGGCUCAGCACCACGGUCACUGUGGCAGUCAUCACAGUGACUCGUCAAUCCUUUGGGUUACCUGGCUCCCCGGGAAAGCUGUUGUGUGAGGUAACCCCAGCAUCUGGACAAGAAAGAUUUAUGUGGCGUCCCCUGAACAACCCGUCCAGGAGUUCUCCAGGCCCCAAGUUGGAGAUGCAGGAGGCCAGGCUCCUUUCUGAGCCUUGGCAAUGCCAGCUGUACCAGGGGCAGAAGCUUCUCGGAGCGGCAUUGCCCAUGGCAGAGUCUAGGCCAGGUGCCCGGAGUGCAAAGAGAACCUCAGGUGACCUUAAAGGAAGCCAUCUCUUUCUCCUUCUCAUCCUCGGUAGCUUCUCACUGUUCCUUUUGGUGACUGGGGCCUUUGGCUUCCACCUGUGGAGAAGAAAGUGGCUGCGGAGAAGGUUUUCUGCCUUAGAGAAUGGGAUUCACCCACCUCCGGCUCCGAGUAAGACAGAGGAGCUGGGGCGAGAACUGGAGAUGGAGCAGGAGCGAGAGCCAGAGCCGGAACUGGAGCAGGAGCCACAGCUGGAGCCAGAGCCCAGGCCGCUCUGACCUGGAGCUAAGGCAGCCAGCAGAUCUCAGCAGCUCCGUCCGUCCGGAAUAAACUCCCUGUCAGCAGCA